AUGAAGGCAGAGGUGGCCACCGUUGAGACACCGAUGGAUCGCAGUUCGUCAGUUAUGAAGGAGGACGUGCACAAUGACGAAUAUGGUGUCGAGGCUGAGCUGACGAGUCUCUCGUGGUUACAAUCGCUCGAUAUUACAAGUGCUUCGAAUUUACCAACGCCACCCUGUUCACCGUCCCCGCCGCCUGUAAAUAGACAAGCAAGAAAAAAGCUCUCGCCCCUAAUUAAGGCUGAAUUAGAUUUAUCUGAGAACGCUGAAAAGUAUCGGACCGACCCUGAUGCGAAACCGCCGUUUUCCUACGCUACGAUAAUAUGCCUGGCGAUGCGCGCUAAUAACAAUAAAGUAUCUCUCUCAAAUAUAUACGCAUGGAUUCGAGAGAACUUUUUAUUUUACAAAUAUGCUGAUCCAGCUUGGCAGAAUUCGAUCCGGCAUAACCUGUCCCUGAACAAGUGUUUCGUCAAGUUACCCCGGUCGAAGGGCGAGCCGGGAAAGGGCGGCUUCUGGAAGCUGGACUUGGAACGGUUGGAGGAGGGCAGGAAAUCGAAACGGCGAGCGACCAUGUCCCAACGAAUCCGCGGGACGAAGAAACAGCCGCCCGCCGCGAAAACGGCGAUGAACAACGCCCAGAGCAGUACUGUCCCAUCGAUCAGCUCCCUGUCCACCCUAUACGAGACUCCUCCCAGCAGCGUGUCCCCGCCAAUCCCGGACUGUCUCACAGAGAUGCCCGAUUCGACGCAAGUCAGCUUAAGCGAGGAUGAUCUCACUGGUCUGUUGAUCGCCACCGCGGCCUGGGACGAGAAUCAGUUGGAUCUUUUGGAUUCUUUCCUGGACACCCUAUAG
Dufourea novaeangliae is the source of this 840-nucleotide messenger RNA. RefSeq names its product forkhead box protein J1-B-like. Gene Ontology annotation, biological process: regulation of transcription by RNA polymerase II. The coding region runs from base 1 to 840 and encodes 279 amino acids. NCBI's taxonomy places the organism in Eukaryota, Metazoa, Arthropoda, Insecta, Hymenoptera, Halictidae. The record is from RefSeq and is a predicted model, not a curated record. Gene Ontology annotation, molecular function: DNA-binding transcription factor activity, RNA polymerase II-specific; RNA polymerase II cis-regulatory region sequence-specific DNA binding. The transcript has 3 exons.